AUGUGCUGGCCGAGAAAAUCAAGAUGGCCAAGCGCAAGAUUGUCGACGAUCGACGAUCUGGACUUUGCGUACGAGCCUGAAGAGUUUGACGAGAACGAACUGGUGGCCGCCAAGUACGAGGGCGCCUGUGUGCUGGAGCCUGUGCCGGGCCUUUAUUACAACGUGCUGCAGUACGACUUUGACUCGUUAUACCCCAGUGUACUCAUGGCCUACAACAUCUGCUACAGCACGUACCUGAGCACCGAGCCGCCUCCAAACAUGGUCCCGCAGAUGUACCACACUGUCAAGUGGACGUCCAAGGGCGGCGAUGAGAACAUCCACCACUUCCUCAAGGAGCCGGAGGGCAUUGUCCCCAAGCUGCUGCGCGACCUGCUGGGCGUUCGCAAAGCCGUGAAGAAGAUCCUCAAGUCGACUGAGCUGUACACGGUGCAAUACAACGUGCUCGACAAGCGGCAGCAGGCGCUCAAAGUGUGCGCCAACUCGAUCUACGGGGUGCUUGGAGUCCAGAAGCACGGCAUGCUGCCGCUCAACGAGGGGGCCAGCAGCUGCACGGCGCUUGGCCGAAUGUCCCUGGGUAUUGCCGUGGCCAAGUUUGAGGAGCUGGGGGCCACGGUCGUGUACGGUGACACGGACUCGUGCUAUGUGACGUUCAACGGUAUUGCGGCCGAUAACUUUCCGGCGCUCUGGGCUCCCGCAACGGCCACUGAGAAGGCACUGGAGGCGUGCUUCCCAUAA
Sphaeroforma arctica JP610 is the source of this 735-nucleotide messenger RNA. RefSeq lists its product as hypothetical. Gene Ontology annotation, biological process: DNA-templated DNA replication. Bases 1 to 735 code for a protein of 244 amino acids. The record is from RefSeq and is a predicted model, not a curated record. NCBI's taxonomy places the organism in Eukaryota, Ichthyosporea, Ichthyophonida. Gene Ontology annotation, molecular function: DNA-directed DNA polymerase activity; DNA binding; nucleotide binding. The transcript has a single exon.